Molecule: messenger RNA, 7952 nt
Organism: Sinocyclocheilus rhinocerous
Lineage: Eukaryota; Metazoa; Chordata; Actinopteri; Cypriniformes; Cyprinidae
Product: protein unc-13 homolog A-like
Exons: 45
Coding region: 6-7952 (2648 amino acids)
Biological process (GO): synaptic transmission, glutamatergic; presynaptic dense core vesicle exocytosis; dense core granule priming
Cellular component (GO): neuromuscular junction; presynaptic membrane; plasma membrane
Molecular function (GO): phospholipid binding; diacylglycerol binding; calcium ion binding
Source: RefSeq, a predicted model, not a curated record
AAGUAAUGUCUGACAAACUAAGUAUUACUUCUGGACCAGUGUCUUCAGAAACAGAAAACGUACGAUCAGAAGACACUCUAAAAACCUCUAAAGUAAUGUCUGACGAACUGAGUAUCACUUCUGGACCAGUGUCCUCAAGAACAGAAAACGUACGAUCAGAAGACACCCUAAAAACCUCUAAAGUAAUGUCUGACAAACUGAGUAUAACUUCUGGACCAGUGUCCUCAGGAACAGAAAACGUACCAUCAGAAGACACCCUAAAAACCUCAAAAGUAAUGUCUGACGAACUGAGUAUCACUUCUGGACCAGUGUCCUCAAGAACAGAAAAUGUACCAUUAGAAGACACCCUAAAAACAUCUAAAGUAAUGUCUGAUGAAGUGUCAUCAGGAGCAGAAAAAGUAGACACUCUAAAAACCUUCAUAUCAAAAUCUGAACCAAGUACAAAGGAAGUGAAAGGGCAGAGUUCAGGGCCUGCAAAAGCACAUGAAGAGGCAACACCCACCAGCACUGAACCAGUUUCUUCUUCCACAGCUGUUGAAGAGCAAUCUGGCAAAGGCAUAUUCUCACUUUUUGGCACUUCAUCUUCCGGUCAAACUCAGCCUCAGAGUGGACAGUCCAUACUAGGAGGGAUACUCCCUGGGUCAUCAUCCUCUAAAGAAAUACCAGGUACAGGAUUAUUCUCAAUGUUUGGAAGUUCUGCUCCUCAAGCAACCCAAACACCAUCUGCACCUAAAGAGCCACCUGGAAAGGGCUUAUUUUCUAUAUUUGGUGGAUCUGUUGCUCAGCCACAACCUGACCAGCAAGGUUCACCUAUGUCUGGCCCAAAGGAUCUGCCUGUAGGACCAAGACUACCACACAUGCCUACUCCAAGGAUGGCUCCAGGACCUGGACCACCAGGACAUGUUCCAAGAACUACAUCAGGACCUGCACCAAGGGGUCCAACUCCAAGAGGGCCCACUUCCAAAGAACCACUGGGCAAAGGACUAUUUUCUGUGUUCGGUGGGACUUCUCAGCCGACAGCACCAACAGGGGGAACUGCUGCCAAAACACCUGGAUCUGGAUCCUCAAUACUUGGAGGUAUUUUGCCUGGUUCUGGGGUCAAGGAAAACAAUGGCCCUGGUUUAUUUUCCAUGUUUGGUGGAGGUAGUUCUCAAUCCCAAGCACCAACUGAUGCUGCUGCAGCCGAAUCUACCAAUAAGGAAUCAACAGGAAAAGGAUUGUUUUCCAUGUUUGGUGGGCCAAGUCCCAUGGCAAGCUCUGAACCAGAAAGUCUCUUUAAAGUACCUUCUGUGUUCUCAUCAGAUAAAACAAAAUCUACUGGAUUCAGCCUCAUGUCUUUUGUGGAUAAGAAAUCUGAUUCAAAACCUGCAGAUGCAUCCACUGUAAGGGCGGAUUCUCUCACAUUCUCUCACUCUCACAAUAUAACACCCCCACCUUUAACUGAUGCAAUUACAGAUGAAAAUACAUCAGUUGGGGCUAAAGAAGAGGUUCCUGCAGAGAUCACCUUUGAACCUCCUGGCAAGAAGGAUGAGAAACUGAGUGAUGAAAAGAAGGAAGAGUCUACGAAUGAUAUAGGGAGGACUGAUGAAAUGCACUCUGCCAUAAAUGAUGAUGCAAAGUCUGAAAUGGUGACACUAAUAAAAGAGACUGAAGAGGUUGCACCUCUGACAGAGAAACAAACUGAAAAGGAAGAAACUUCAACGGUUGACAAAGUACAUGAGGAACAAACCAUUAAUGAGAAACUUAAUGAGGAGCUGGACAUGAAAAAUGACAAAGAAACUAUAGCCACUAGUUCAGAGAAAACUGAUUAUGUGACACCAAUAAACGAGACGGAAGAGAUUGUACCUCUGGCCGAGGAGCAGUCUAAAAAUGAAGAAAUUUCUGUGGUUGACAAAAUAUAUGAGGAACAAACCAAUAAUGAGCAACUUAAAAAUGAGGAAGUGGAUGUGGAAAAUGACAAAGAAACUGUAGCCACUGGUCCAGAUUCUGACAAAGGUUUAAACCAACAUGUGCUUGAAAAAUCAUCAGAGCAAGAGAGAGUUUUAGAGCCUUUUGAGCUUGAGAAACCAUCAGAGGUCUCGUUAGAAUCUGAGAAAACUGUAGAGCCUGAAAAAUCAUCUGAAUCACAAGACCCAGUGCAGAAAAACCUGGAAUCAGAAGAAUGUGUGGAACUGGAAAACUCUCAGGAAACUAACAAACCUCAGGAUUCUGAGAAACCCUCAGAAAAUGAGAAAGCUCUCACUGAAGGAACAGGGAAAGUUGAUGAUGUACAAAUAGCAGACAAAAUUUCAGUUGAAUCUGAAAAAGACAUUGUAUUGACAAUUUCUGACAGCCAGCAAGCAGACCUUAAGGAAAAACCAGAUGAAAUCACAAAGUCACAAGAAUGUGACAAAACAUUAAUAGUGGCAACUACGCAACCAUCUUUAGAUCCUCAGUUGAUUUCUUCUGUUCAGCAGCAUCAACAGCCCAAACGAGACACUGUUGUACCUCAGCCAGGAAAAGUGGGUUUUCCUGCUCAGCCAAGACCAAGAAUGGCAGGACCUUUUUGUCAGCCCAGACCUGGAAUGCCUGAACCAAGAGGACCUAGACCUGCCAUUUCUAAUCAACCAAGACCAAGAAUGCCUGGAUCUCAAAGACCCCCAGAGCCUGCUGCAUUUUCUGGGUUUAUGUCAAUGUUUUCUGGCCCAAGUGCUCCUAGCAAGCCAGCGACUUCUAGUUUCUUCUCAGUGCCACAGACCUCUUUCUUCAAGUCAUCACCACCUUCUGAACCAGCACAACCACAACAGCAGAAGAGCUCAUUUUUUAAUCUUCCAACCAGCCUGCCAACGGACUCCCUCACAGAUGAUCUGUUCGGAUUGUUUAAAGGUACAGAAGCAGCAAAAUCAGAUGAAACCAAGCUGUCAGAGAAAGGUCAUGAUGGAACACAAGACUCUAAAGAGCAAAUGAGCCUCACUGCUAGUAAGUCAAGUGCAGUCUCUGAACCUGAGUCAACUGUGGCAAGCACUGAAUUAGUAAAUAAAGAACAACUGAAGCAAGGUGAUUCAGAAUCAUUAAAGCUUGUUGAAGAGCAAGAGGUCAAAUCUCCAGAUGAAACAAAAUAUGAAAGCAAGGAAAUCACUGAGACGUCUGAAACUAUUCACACACAGACAUCUGAAUCGGGAUUACCCUCAAAGGUACCACCAGGAGACAAAGAAACCCCACCAUCAACACCCAAAGCAGUAGUUGAAGAUAAACUACCAACCUCACCACCUUUGAAAGGUAUCUUUGCUUUACCUGGUUUGUCAACAUCCUCUCUCGGUGGUUUGAUGUCUGGUGCAGCAGAGACAGCCAAACCUUUCAGCUCUUUUUUUGGCUCUUCCACUCCUGCCCCUUCAGUCAGCACCAACCCUUCACGGCCACAAGCAGAGAGCAGUGGUCUGCUUUCCGGUUUUAAAGGUUUGUCUGCGGGUCUCUUCCAAGAAGAGAAGUCGACUUCUGCAACGGAAGAGACAAUGUCUUCAAUGUUUGGAAGGAAAAUUGGCUUCCCAUGGCAAAGUUCACCCCCUCAGACCCCUCCUGCCAACCAGUCUAAACACCCAGACUUGAAUCCUGAAGAAAAUGAUGAACCAGAGGCUGAUAAAUUGUCACCUGAAUCAGAGGUCACAGGAAGUGCAGAUUCCAGUGAUGCAGAAGGACCAAGUGACAACUCUUCACAUAAGCAGCCAAACUUUGACACAAGACCAGAGAGUCCGACAGCAUUUAAACAAGGGGCUUCCUGUCUGGAAGUAGAACAUGUGGACAAAUCCCAAAUUUCCCAAGAUUGCAUAGACAAGAACAAGGACCCUCCUGAUACAGAUUCCAGUGCAGAAAAGCCAUCAGAGAGCCUUCAACAGCAAACCUUUGAUAAAAGCCCGGUGGACAGUUCUCGAUUAGGGUCUUCUGGAAACCUUAGCCAAGCAAGUUCCCAGUUCAGCUCUGAGCCAGAAGAACAAAGCUAUUCAGAUGCUCAGAUCAGGCCUUCUGUUGUUGCUCAGCCUCUUCCAGCCUCAGAUGACACCGAAAAAGGGGAAAGAGAGAUAUUAGCAAAUGUGGAGAAAGAAGUACAGGGAGGGAGUGUGCCCAAGCCUGUUGCUAAUCAAGGGAGAAAGCCAGAGAGGCAGCACAGUUUCUUUGAGGAUGGACCACCUCCUUUCUCUCCUUCCCGCCUGCGCUGGUUGAAGGCCAUCAAUAAAGUCAGAGUGAAGCUGCAUGAGAAUAUCAAUGGAGACCAUAACAAACAUCCAUGGGCCAAACCUGGGGGAGGAGGAAUAUUUGGCAUUGAUAGCAUGCCUGACCUUAGGAAGAAGAAGUCUAUCCCCUUGGUUAGCGAAGUGGCCAUGUCUCUUGUGCAGUCCAGGAAAGCAGGGAUCUCUCAUGCAUUAGCUGCACGCUCUUCACUGAAGGACGAAGAACUGAAGAAUCACGUGUACAAGAAGACCCUCCAGGCUCUGAUUUAUCCUAUUUCUUGCACGACACCCCAUAACUUUGAAGUGUGGACGGCCACCACGCCUACCUACUGCUACGAGUGUGAGGGUUUGUUGUGGGGCAUCGCGCGGCAGGGCAUGCGCUGCUCAGAGUGUGGAGUAAAAUGCCACGAAAAAUGCCAGGAGCUUCUCAACGCAGACUGUUUACAGAGAGCUGCUGAGAAGAGCUCCAAAACAGGAGCAGAGGACAGAACCCAGCAUAUCAUAUCGGCCAUGAAGGACCGCAUGAAGAUCCGAGAGAGGAACAAGCCUGAAAUCUUUGAAAUUAUAAGGCUUGUGUUCAAUGUGACUAAACUAAACCAUGCUCAGCAGAUGAAGGCCAUCAAACAGACUGUGCUUGACGGAACAUCAAAGUGGUCUGCCAAAAUCUCCAUCACGGUGGUGAGCGCUCAGGGCCUGCAGGCUAAAGACAGAACUGGUUCCAGUGAUCCGUAUGUGACCGUUCAGGUUGGCAAGACUAAGAAGAGAACCAAAACCAUCUACGGUAACCUUAACCCUGUGUGGGAGGAGACGUUCAACUUUGAGUGCCACAAUUCAUCUGACCGCAUUAAACUGCGUGUGUGGGAUGAAGAUGACGAUAUAAAGUCUCGUGUGAAGCAGCGUCUGAAGAGGGAAUCUGAUGACUUUUUGGGUCAGAGCAUUAUUGAGGUCCGAACCCUCAGCGGAGAGAUGGAUGUCUGGUACAACCUUGAAAAACGCACAGACAAGUCAGCGGUAUCAGGGGCCAUCAGACUGCUGAUAAGUGUGGAAAUUAAAGGGGAAGAGAAGGUGGCCCCUUAUCAUGUUCAGUACACAUGUUUGCACGAGAAUUUUUUUCACUUUGUGACAGACAGUGAAGGACAAGGUGUGGUGAAGUUGCCCACGGCACGAGGAGAUGAUGCCUGGAAGGUCUACUUUGAUGAGGUUGCUCAGGAUAUUGUAGACGAAUUUGCUAUGCGCUACGGAAUAGAAUCCAUCUAUCAGGCCAUGACGCAUUUUGCAUGUCUUUCCCAUAAAUACAUGCUGCCUGGUGUUCCUGCGGUAAUGAGCACACUCCUGGCCAACAUCAACGCAUUCUACGCUCAUCCCACCUCAGUCACCAACGUCUCCGCCUGUGACCGCUUCACUGCCUCCAACUUUAGGAAAGAUCGCUUUGUUAGGCUGCUGGAUCAGCUCCAUAACUCUCUCCGAAUUGACCUGUCAACAUACAGAAAUAAUUUCCCAGCCAGCAGUAAACCACGUCUAGCAGAUCUCAAAUCCACAGUGGAUUUGCUGACCAGCAUUACAUUCUUCAGACUAAAGGUUCUGGAACUGCAGUCUCCCCCGCGUGCCGCCCAUGUGGUUAGGGACUGUGUGAAAGCGUGCCUCAACUCCACAUAUGAGUACAUCUUUAACAACUGCCAAGAGCUGUACAACAGACAGUUCCAGCCGGCCGCGGAGCCUAAACCACAAGAAAAGAAAGAGGGAGAAGAGGGUGAAGAAGAGGAAGGCAAGAAGGAGGAGGAGAAUGCUGCUGUAGAGGAACCAGGACCAAGCAUACAGAAUUUGGACUUCUGGCCCAAACUCAUCACCUUAAUAGUUUCCAUCAUAGAGGAGGACAGGAACUCCUACAGCUCAAUCAUAAAUCAGUUUCCUCAGGAGCUGAAUGUGGGGAAUGUCAGUGCUGAGGUCAUGUGGACACUCUUUGCUCAGGACAUGAAGUAUGCACUGGAAGUUCUUAAUCAUAUCGUCUACAAACAUUGGAAGAAUGCACCUUCCACAUUCCAUAUUCGCAGACUUGAUUUUUAUGCUGAGCAUGAGAAGCUGAGGUUGUGUAAAAGUGCGGACUACAUGAAUCUGCAUUUCAAAGUCAAAUGGCUCUACAACGAAUACGUCCAUGACCUGCCCGCCUUCUCCGACACCGUCCCAGAGUACCCAUCGUGGUUUCUGCCAUUUGUUCUCCAGUGGCUGGCUGAGAAUGAGGAAGUGUCGAUGGAGUUUAUGCAUGGAGCCCUUGAGAGGGAUAAAAGAGAGGGGUUCCAGCAGACAUCUGAGCAUGCUCUGUUCUCCUGUUCGGUCGUGGACAUCUUCACUCAGCUCAACCAAAGCUUUGAAAUCAUUAAGAAACUAGACUGUCCUGAUCCUGCAGUGGUUGCCCAGUACAAUCGACGAUUUGCCAAGACUAUCACCAAAGUGCUCCUGCAGUAUUGUGCUAUUCUAACCAAGAGUUUCCCCUCUUACUGUGAGAAAGAAAAGACGCCCUGUGUGUUGAUGAACAACGUUCAACAGAUGCGUGUGAUGUUGGAGAAGAUGUUUGAGUCAAUGGGAGCCAAACAGUGUACUGUUGAGGAAGAGCGGCUGGAGAAUGAGGAGGAGCCUGAGGAUGAUGAGGAGGAGGCCAUCACUGAUGAUGAAGGCAAUGAGUCGGAUGAAUCAGAUGCUAAGUCUGGCAUUUCAGAUUCAGAAGGAUCAGAGAUUGACAACAAAGAAAAGGAGAAUAAGCUUGACAGGCAGAAGUCUGUUGCUAAGAAAGAAAAGGGGGAAAAGAAGGACAAAGAGAAGGAGGAUGAGAACACGACCACAGAGCUCGACUCGGAGGCUGCAGAUAUCCUCAGUGACCUGCAAGGGAAGCUUAAUUCUGUUCUGGAUAACCUGAGUGGCAUGUUUGCCAAAAGUUUCCAGGCUCGUAUGAAUGCAUGUGUGCGUCAGAUGGCGGAGAUCCUGUAUCAGAUUAAAGGACCUCUGAAUCAGAACACUUGUAACACAGCGGAGGCUGAUGCAGACAACGUACUGCGGCCACUUAUGGAGUUCCUCGACACAAACCUCAGCAUCUUUGCGGACAUAUGUGACAAGACUGUGUUGAAGCGUGUGCUAAAGGACCUCUGGAGGACUGUUCUGAUCUGCAUGGAGAAAACGAUUGUGUUACCUCAGAGCAGCGACAGUAUAGGAGCUCAACUUCUUACUGCUGCUAAGGAACUGUCUAAACUAAAGGGAGGGGUGGAGCCAAAGAGCUUGUCACCAAGGCAAUGUGUGAUCUUGGAGGCAGCACUGGAUUCAAUCAAGAUCUUCUUCCAUGCUGGUGGAAACGGUUUAAAGAAAGUGUACCUGGAGAAGAGCCCUGAGCUGUCGUCGCUGCGUUAUGCUCUCUCCCUAUAUACACAGACCACAGAUGCUCUUAUCAAGGCGUUUGUGACAACACAGCAUGCUCAGGUUCAAAAUGGUAUGGGCAUCAGGAUCACCCCCAAGGAGAAUGUUCGACCCGACAGAGGCUCUGGGGUCCAGCGGCCGAUUGGGGAAGUGGUGAUUCAGCUGGAUUUGUCGCCCCCAGCUGGAAACACUGAGCAGAAACUCGGCGUCCGAGUGAUUGCAGUAAAUGACAUGAAAUGGCAGACCUCGGGGAUGUUUCGUCCAUUUGUGGAUGUUAACCUGGUCGGCCCACAGCUUACAGAGAAGAAACGAAAAUUCACAACCAAAUCGAAAAACAACAGCUAG